Messenger RNA from Aspergillus pseudotamarii, 1025 nucleotides. RefSeq names its product sucrase/ferredoxin-like domain-containing protein. Lineage: Eukaryota; Fungi; Ascomycota; Eurotiomycetes; Eurotiales; Aspergillaceae. The transcript has 2 exons. The record is from RefSeq and is a predicted model, not a curated record. The coding region runs from base 88 to 954 and encodes 288 amino acids.
CUUAUAUCAGCUUCCGAGUAUAUUCUGAGGCUUAUCUCAUAUUUAGAAACGACCAAGAAAGAAGAAAGAAAGAAAGGAAAGAGAAACAUGUUGCGGUCACUCCUCUCGUUCGGCAGUCGUAACGACAACUAUAUCUUCCCCACGGUAGAUCCCAAACAGGACGGACCGAACUGCAAACUCGAUUGUGCCGAUUGUACGGUACAUUUCCCGUCGAAAGUGAAGGUCGAAAACUCCCGGGUACUCUACGGACACAUUAAAGAGUUCCACACGCAUGUCUUGGUCGCCACGGGGAAAUCAGACUGGACGGAGCGGGUCGAGAAUGAAAAGGGCAGUUUAAUGGAAGCUUUUGACAGCAGCUCGAAUAAUUCCAAACAUGGGCGAAUUAUGGUCUCGGCAUCGAACCUCAGUAACCCGAACCAUGAGGCAGAUGGCGAUCACCAGACUACGCAAGGGAAUACUGUGCUGCUUCUGCCUUCAUUCACCUUCGUGGAUUCAGUCACCACUAGCGACGUCAGAGAGCUGGUUGACGGCUUCAUUGAUGCUCCCAAAGGACAAUCAGUUGAUUCCCGAUUGUCGUCUCGACCAUGCCAAUACGAUUAUGUGGUACUUCUCUGUUCUCAUAAGCGGCGAGAUGCCCGAUGCGGAAUCACUGCUCCGUUAAUCAAGAAAGAAUUGGAGCGACAUCUGCGACCCCACGGAUUAUAUCGUGAUGCGGAUGACGAACGCCCUGGUGGUGUGGGAAUCUUCUUUGUUUCUCAUGUAGGCGGCCACAAAUUUGCAGCCAAUGUUCUGAUUUACCGAAAACAAGCGGAGCAAAUGAUUUGGCUAGCAAGGGUCAAGCCAGAGCAUUGUGAGGGAGUUGUCAACUAUACCAUAUUGCAGGGAAAGGUUGUUCACCCAGAGUCUCAGUUAAGAGGAGGGUUUGACAGGCAACGGGGAUUGAUGAGUUGGUAGCGAUGAGAUGUCCAAUGGUUCUACGUGGUUGAGGUUGUUAUAGAGUAUCAAAUUAUAUUAAUGGGAUAAUG